Messenger RNA from Drosophila montana, 851 nucleotides. RefSeq names its product putative fatty acyl-CoA reductase CG5065. Gene Ontology annotation, biological process: long-chain fatty-acyl-CoA metabolic process. Gene Ontology annotation, cellular component: peroxisome. Lineage: Eukaryota; Metazoa; Arthropoda; Insecta; Diptera; Drosophilidae. The coding region runs from base 122 to 673 and encodes 183 amino acids. The transcript is spliced from 4 exons. The record is from RefSeq and is a predicted model, not a curated record. Gene Ontology annotation, molecular function: alcohol-forming very long-chain fatty acyl-CoA reductase (NADP+) activity.
AGUGAGUCCUUGAAUUAUCCUUCCCAGCUUUAGUCUAAACUUCAACUUUUACAGACCCCUGCAGAUACCCGUCUAUAAUCUAACAGUUGAUGAUGCCAAGAAGCGCAGCUGGAAAUGGAUCAUGGAUGUGGGCCGCGAUCUGGGCCUGAAAUACCCUUUCGAUGUGGGCCUCUGGUAUCCGGAUGGCAAUAUGACAACCAGCAAAUUCUAUCAUACCAUCUGUACCAUUCUGUUUAUGUGGCUGCCCGCCUAUAUCAUUGAUUUCCUUUUGGCCAUCUUUGGACAGCGUCGCUUCAUGGUUCGCGUGCAAACGAAGAUAUCGGUGGGCCUGGAGGUGCUACAAUUCUUCACAACACGCAACUGGGACUUCAAGUCAACGCAUUUCGAGCAAAUCUAUAAAGAAAUAUCUGAAGAAGAUCGCAAAAUCUUCAAGAUCAAUACAAACGAUGUGGACGAUUAUGAAUACAUGAAGAUUAGCAUUCUGGGUGGACGUCAAUAUGUUAUGAAGGAGCCAUUGACCUCCUUGCCCAAGGCGCGCAUACAGCUGCGAUUCAUGUAUGUGUUGGAUCGCAUUAGCAAGGGGCUGAUACUAGGUGGCUUUAUCUAUUGGGCCUCCAUGAGACUGGGACUGAUUGAUCUGGUGCGACACGGCAUUGAGGCUGUCAAGCAUUGAACAACGUAGAUGGAGCCGGAAUGGGAACCAUAUAUGGGUUGCGCUAGUUCAUAUCCUUUUUUUCCCCCAUAUUUUGUCAAAGUAGUGGCAGGGCUUAAGAUUGCAAUAUUCAGGGUUUUUUGUAUAUUACUUAACAUUAAAGUUGCACAUACAGUUAUAAGAAUAGAUUAUUGUUUAA